This is a messenger RNA of Hirsutella rhossiliensis, 1170 nucleotides long. Its product is annotated as subtilase family domain-containing protein. The transcript has 4 exons. Gene Ontology annotation, biological process: proteolysis. Gene Ontology annotation, molecular function: serine-type endopeptidase activity. The record is from RefSeq and is a predicted model, not a curated record. NCBI's taxonomy places the organism in Eukaryota, Fungi, Ascomycota, Sordariomycetes, Hypocreales, Ophiocordycipitaceae. Bases 1 to 1170 code for a protein of 389 amino acids.
AUGAAGCUGUCCCUCAUUCUCGCCAUCUUGCCCGCCGUGUUGGCUGCGCCCGCGACCAAGCGUGAUGAGCCUGCUCCCCUCUUGAUCCCUCGCGGCUCCAAGCAGCUCAUAGCGGACAAGUACAUUGUCAAGUUCAAGGACAGCAUGUCUAUUGCAGCCGUCGACAAGACCGUCAAGGCGCUUUCCAACAAGGCCGACCACGUCUACACCAACACCUUCCGUGGCUUCGCCGGACAGCUCAGCGCCAAGGAUGUCAAGGCUCUCCGGGAGCGGCCCGAUGUCGAGUACGUUGAACAAGACUCCAUUGUCACGAUCAACGCCUUGAAGCAGCAGCCUGGCGCCCCGUGGGGCCUCGGCCGCAUCUCCCACCGUGAGCCUGGCAGCACCACCUAUGUCUACGACAGCAGUGCCGGCCAGGGCACCUGCGCCUACGUCAUUGAUACCGGUGUCGAGGCAUCUCACCCAGAGUUCGAGGGCCGUGCUACCAUGGUUCGCAGCUUCAUCAAUGGCCAGGCCACAGACGGUCACGGCCACGGCACCCAUUGCGCGGGCACCAUCGGGUCCAAGACGUAUGGCGUGGCCAAGAAGACCAAGAUUUACGGCGUCAAGGUGCUCAGCAACCAGGGCAGCGGUGCCGUGUCGGUCAUCAUUGCCGGCAUGGACUUUGCUGUCCAAGACUCGCGGAAGCGCAGCUGCCCCAAGGGCGUGGUGGCCAACAUGAGUCUGGGUGGCGGCUUCUCUGCGGCCAUCAACAACGCGGCGGCCUCCAUGAUCCGGUCGGGUGUCUUUCUGGCCGUUGCCGCCGGCAACGACAACACGGACGCAUCCGGCUCCUCUCCCGCAUCGGAGCCCACCGUCUGCACCGUGGGCGCCUCGACGAUUUCGGAUCAGAGGUCAUCAUUCUCCAACUACGGCUCAGUUGUCGACAUCUUUGCUCCCGGCAGCGACAUUCUCUCCACCUGGAUCGGCGGACGCACGAACACCAUCUCGGGCACGUCCAUGGCCACUCCCCACAUUGCCGGCCUGGGCGCCUAUCUCGCCGGCCUCGAGGGGUUCAGCGACCCCCAGGCGUUGUGCAGCCGCAUUCAGGAGCUCGCGACCUCAGAUGUGCUCACCGACAUCCCCGACGGCACUGUCAACAAACUCGCCUUUAACGGCGCAUCGCAAUAG